Molecule: messenger RNA, 2038 nt
Organism: Astyanax mexicanus (Mexican tetra)
Lineage: Eukaryota; Metazoa; Chordata; Actinopteri; Characiformes; Acestrorhamphidae
Gene: ttc38
Product: tetratricopeptide repeat domain 38
Exons: 14
Coding region: 124-1524 (466 amino acids)
Molecular function (GO): protein binding
Source: RefSeq, a predicted model, not a curated record
UAAAUCCACACUGUGAGAAAUCCAGUCCAGCUUUUCAGUUUCUCUCUCCGUCAGAGAGGCUCGAACUGUUUUUUUUUUCUGUCAAGUUAAAGUUUUUAGAGGGCGAGAGGGGAGCUUUCAGCUAUGCUGGCCGCUAGUUUUAGAGACUGUAAGGCGUGGGAGGCUGAGGGUCUCCCCCUGUCCACUACCAGCAAUGAAGCCUGCAAACUAUACGACGCUAUACUGAAUCAGUAUGUAACCUGGCGUAAUGAUGAGACACUGGGAGGAAUCGAGGGGUGCAUUGAAGCAGUCCAAGCAGCUGACCCUAACUUUGUGAUGGGUCAUGUGAUUGGCACUGGACUGGAGCUGGUAGGUACUGGAAGUUCAGUACUGCGUAAUGAGAAGCUGGCAGGAGCUGUGAAAAGGACGUUAGAUCUAGCCAAAAGCCAAGACCUCACACCCAGAGAGAAACUGCAUGUUAAAGCUGUUGACCUGUUCUCCAGAGGAGCAUUGGACAAGGCCUGUGAUGUGUGGGAGGAUAUUUUGGUGGAGCAUCCCACAGACAUGCUGGCCCUGAAGUUUUCCCAUGAUGGCUUUUUUUAUUUGGGUGAGCAGGUUCAAAUGAGGGACUCUGUGGCCAGAGUGCUUCCACACUGGAAACCACACAUGCCCCUGUACAGUUAUCUGAAAGGCUUAUAUUCCUUUGGACUUCUUGAGACUCAUUUCUAUGACCAAGCUGAAAAAGUGGCAAAAGAGGGCCUUGCUCUGACUCCUGAAGAUGGCUGGUGUGUCCACUCUGUAGCUCAUGUCCAUGAGAUGAAGGCAGAGAUUGAAAAGGGUCUAAAGUUCAUGGAGUCUAAUGAGAAGAACUGGAAGGUGUGCGACAUGUUGGCCUGCCAUAAUUACUGGCAUUGGGCUCUUUAUCAUGUAGAAAAGGGAGAAUAUGAAGCUGCUUUGAAGAUAUAUGAUGAUCAGGUGUCCCGUCGCUGUGUAAAGUCUGGAGCUAUGCUGGAUACGGUGGAUGCCUGUUCUCUGCUCUACAGGCUGGAAAUGGAGGGAGUAAAUGUAAAGGGCCGUUAUCGGGAGCUCCUGCAGGUGACUGAGCCGCAUUCUGAAGACCACACUCUGCUCUUCAAUGACCUGCACUUCCUCAUGGUGUCUCUGGGCUGCAAAAACACCAGUACAACGCAGCGUCUGCUGGAGAGUCUGCGAGUGCUGGCCAAAGAACCAGGAGAAAACCAUGAGCACCAGUUGGCUGAGACUAUUGGGUUGCCCAUGUGUGAGGCAUUGGUGGAAUAUGACCAAGGGAACUACAGCAAGGCAGUGGAAAUUCUCAAACCAAUCAGAUACCACUUUGUAGAGAUAGGGGGCAGCGAUGCACAGAGGGAUGUGUUCAGUCAGCUGCUCAUUCAUUCUGCGAUUAAGUCAGAGGACAAACACCAUCAAAGAUAUGCCAGGUGUCUACUGGCUGAAAGAGACUCAGUGAGGCCUAAUUCCCCUCUCACUGACCGACUGAUCCAGAGGGCCCAUUCUCUACAUCUAUAACUGCCAAGAAGCUAAGGCUAUGUUCAGAUUGCAAGCCCAAAUCUGUUUUUUGCAUAUCUAGAUUGUAUUCAGGUUGCUUUUUAAUAGUCUGAACAGUCAGAAAUCUAAUGAAAUCAAAUUUUUGCAAAUCGAAUCUAUUCCAUAUUGGAUAUGGUUUAAAAUAUCAUUACAAUUUUUAAUGAUGUAACUUAGUCUGGAUGCUGUGGAUGCUCACAAAACACCUACACUCUUAUUACAGCAACCUGUGCAGAUAUGUUUGUGAUGUUUGGAGACGUACAUGCAAAUCCAGUAAGAUCAUUCGCAAAUACCAGUGCGGACAGUCAUCUCAAUCUGAUUGCAGAUCCAACAAAUCCAGUUUGAUUGCAGUCUGAAUAUUAGCCCUACACAGUUUCUGACAAUCAGCACAUAAAAAAUUUGAUAUUGAUAAUACAUUGAGAUUUAUUCAGAUUAAUUGCUUGAAUGUUAAUGUAGCAUCCGUUAAAUAAACCUUUUAAUAAACAUAUAAACACUCUAA